Staurois parvus is the source of this 530-nucleotide messenger RNA. The record is from the annotation of a GenBank genome assembly. NCBI's taxonomy places the organism in Eukaryota, Metazoa, Chordata, Amphibia, Anura, Ranidae.
UCUCUUGCAUGCGCAGUGGGCACCCGGCUGUAGCCGCUCCGCCUCCCUCCCUAAAGGUCUGCAGUGUCUGGUCAUGCCCUGUACUGUCUGCAGUCUCUGGUCAUCCCCUGUACUGUCUGCAGUCUCUGGUCAUCUCCUGCACUGUCUACAGUCUCUGGUCAACUGUACUGUCCGCAGUCUCUGGUCAUCUCCUGUACUGUCUGCAGUCUCUGGUUAUCCCCUGUACUGUCUGCAGUCUCUGGUCAUCUCCUGUACUAUGUCCACAGUCUCUGGUCCAUCUCCUGUACUAUGUCCGCAGUCUCUGGUCAUCUCCUGUAGUAUGUCCGCAGUCUCUGGUCCAUCUCCUGUACUGUGUCCGCAUUCUCUGGUCAUCUCCUGUACUAUGUCCGCAUUCUCUGGUCAUUUCUCCUAUACUGUGUCCGCAGUCUCUGGUCAUCUCCUGUAGUAUGUCUGCAGUCUCUGGUCCAUCUCCUGUACUAUGUCUGCAUUCUCUGGUCAUCUCCUGUACUAUGUCGCAUUCUCAUCUCCUG